Esox lucius (northern pike) is the source of this 2577-nucleotide messenger RNA. RefSeq names its product sex hormone-binding globulin (gene shbg). Bases 70 to 1254 code for a protein of 394 amino acids. The transcript has 8 exons. NCBI's taxonomy places the organism in Eukaryota, Metazoa, Chordata, Actinopteri, Esociformes, Esocidae. The record is from RefSeq and is a predicted model, not a curated record. Gene Ontology annotation, molecular function: steroid binding.
CAACCUCAGGGCAAGUUCAGAGUGAACCAACUGCUGUGAGAUUCAGUAAACUGGUAAUCCUACUGAAGAAUGGGCUUGUUGAAUACCACAACAGGUGAACUGCUUGUGAGUUUAUGUCUCACUUUGCUGGUAUGGGGGGCUGAGGGACAAGGGACUGGUAAGGUUAAGUUGGUGUUGGGCAGUGAAGAAAUCAACCUUGGCCAACAUCAAGGAACCUGGGCUCCUCUAAUGCAGACCAGAGAAAACCUGACCCAGGUGAAAAGCAUCAGGUCCACGUUCCUGUUCCGGACCUUUGACCCGGAAGGAGUUGUGUUCUAUGGGGACACCUUGAAUGGAAAGGACUGGUUUAUCCUGGCCCUGAAGGAUGGCAUCCCAGAGAUGCAGAUUGGAAAAGCGGACAUCCUUGUCAGCAUGCAUGGUGGACCCAAAAUCAAUGAUGGCAAAUGGCAUCUGUUGGAGAUCAGCAACAACGGGGAUUUUGUGAGGCUGAAUGUGGACAGUCAGAAGGAGGUGAUUGUGGGACUAAAGUCCAAAAUGACAGAGUCGGUGCUGCAGGGCCAGAUUCGCCUUGCCAUUGGCGGCAUCCUGGUCAGCCCUGAAAACCUGCUCGUCCCGUUCCAGCCAGCAAUGGAUGGCUGUAUUCGGCAGGGGAACUGGCUGAACCUGAGCAUGCCAUGGGAGACACAGCAGCUAGGGGAGCCCAGGCCCUGCUACGCCAACAUAGAACCAGGGAGUUAUUUCACGGGAGCUGGGGUGGCUACCUUUAACACCACAGAACUCCCUGCCUACCAGACAGAAGACAUUGGGAUUACUAUAAGCAUCCAAGGAGAUUCCUCCAUGUUGAAUGGAACCAUUCUGAGCCUAAAGACCCCUGGAGAGGAAAUAGCCACCACAAGACUGAUAGUUGACAAUGACUUAAAGAACAUCAAACUGACCAUUCGCACAAUUGAGUCCAUCAGUAAAUCAAUACGUUUCACCAAACUGACCCUAACCCUGAAGAAGAACCAGUUGAAUAUGAAGACUGACGAAACAGAAAUGAAACUUGAGAGCGAUGAUAUACCAGACUAUCUCAGCAGAUGGAAAGAAGGGAUGAUCCUAGCAUUUGGGGGGCUUCAGGAGGACAGAGCACCCGACAACAGUAACCAGUACCUGAAGGGUUGUCUGGCGAAGAUUCAAGUCCUGGGACAGGAUGUGGAUCUAGACCGGGCCCUUUACAAGGACGCCUCCAUUUCUUCCCAUAGCUGCCCCUCAUAGGUCUGACUCAAGCCCGUUUUGUCUGAUCAUUUUUGCGAUGACUGCUGACGUCUUAUUUGUGAAUUGAAGUCGAAUUAGGUUUUAUGCAAGGAACACAGUAUAAAGCAAGUUUAGUUAAAAGACACAGCAAGACGCUUGUGUUCAUCAUUAAAUCAACAUCAAUAAGAACUGAAUGAAACAUUUAAAAUAACAUAUAGUUUGAAAGGUCUUACGUCAAUUAAGUUCUUCACCGCAUAAGCCAAUAUACACAUUACAUUCCUUAAGACACAUCAUUAUAAGGGACCGCUAAGGGACAUUAGACAGUCAUAGGGUCUUUGAUUGGGUUAUAGUUUAUGACAUGAGCAGGCAUCAUUUCUUUCUGAUUUCUUUUGGUCAAUAAACACACAUUAAGCUUGAAAGUGGUGAUCCUGGUUGCGAAUAGAGUGUAUGUAAUUAUUCUGUUGUGUAUUUUUAUACAAACGCAUUAAACUUUUGUAGUUGUUUCCAGGAGGCUACAAAAAGUAUUAAUAUAAAUCUAGUAUUGAAUGAACUGGGCCUGGUAUGAUCUGGGCCUGGUAUUAACUGGGCCUAGUAUUAACUGGGCCUGGUAUUAACUGUGUCUGGUAUUAACUGGGCCUAGUAUUAACUUGACCUGGUAUAAACUGGGCCUGGUAUUAACUAGGCCUGGUAUUAACUGGGCCUAGUAUUAACUGGGCCUGGUAUUAACUGGGCCUAGUAUUAACUGGGCCUGUUAUUAACUGGGCCUAGUAUUAACUGGUCCUGAUAUUAACUGGGCCUAGUAUUAACUGGGCCCGUUAUUAACUAAGCCUAGUAUUAACUGGGCCUAGUAUUAACUGAUCCUGGUAUUAACUGGGCCUAGUAUUAACUAAUCCUGGUAUUAACUGGGCCUAGUAUUAACUGGGCCUAGUUAAAAUAUUAAUGAUGCCCCAUAAAAAUACAUACAAUUUAAACAAAUUUAGUGUCAACUUAAUCUCCCAGAUAUAUUUGAACUGAUACCAUAUCACUUCUUAUUUAAAUGUACAUGUUUUAAUUAUUUCUAAAAAAUAUAAAUGCUGUCUGUAAUUGUUGGUCACUGGUUGUAUAAGUGGCCCUGUCUAGCCAAAAAGGGUUCCCCAAAAAUGUUGUAUUAUGUAAUGUGCUCUGUUUGUGUUCUGUCACUUCCAAACUUGGAAUUUCAUGACUAACUGAAGUAUAAUUGUGAUUCUACACAAUAUACAUAUUACACAUGUAGCCAAAACUGGGAGGUUUCAAAAUGAUUCUGUUAAUUGCAAAAUCGCAGACUACUUUUACUGAAUAAUAUAAAUAAAAAUGUUGCCAACUGAA